GCGGACUCUCCAGGGCCUGCAGCCAGAUCUGAUCCUAGAGGAGGAGACGGCAUCCCUCCCAGGAGACCUGGAGAGUCUGAACAGAGGCUUCAAUCGCCUCCUUGUUAUGUAUCAGAACAAGAGGGAGCAGUUUGAAAAAAUAAGCAGUGCAGAUCCUUCAGGAGCCUUCCGCGUCCUGUCCGCAGCCCGUGAGCGGUCGGCCCAGGCUGCUCGGCAGGUCUCCGACAGCUCCCGCUUGCUGCUUCAGCUCAGGGACAGCCGGAGAGAGGCAGAGGGGCUGGAGAGGCAGGCAGGGGGCGCAGAAGGAGCCAGCGGCCCCCAGCUCGCGGCUCUGAGGCUGGAGAUGGCUUCCUUGCCUGACCUGACACCCACCAUCAACAAGCUCUGUGGUGGCUCCCGGCAGACGGCCUGUACCCCAGGAGCGUGCCCUGGUGAGCUGUGUCCCCAAGACAACAGGACAGCCUGUGGCUCCCACUGCAGGGGCAUCCUCCCUAGGGCUGGUGGGUCCUUCCAGACGGCGGGGCAGGUGGCUGAGCAGCUGCGGGGCUUCAACUCCCAGCUCCAGCAGACCAGGCAGAUGAUCAGGGCAGCCGAGGAAGCUGCCUUGCAGGUGCAGUCAGAUGCCCAGCGCCUGGAGACCCAGGUGAGCACCAGCCGCUCACAGAUGGAGGAAGACGUCAGACGCACGCGGCUCCUCAUCCAGCAGGUCCGCGACUUCCUCACAG
Galeopterus variegatus (Sunda flying lemur) is the source of this 725-nucleotide messenger RNA. Its product is annotated as laminin subunit beta-3-like. The record is from RefSeq and is a predicted model, not a curated record. The transcript has 4 exons. The annotation marks the transcript as partial. NCBI's taxonomy places the organism in Eukaryota, Metazoa, Chordata, Mammalia, Dermoptera, Cynocephalidae.